Eublepharis macularius is the source of this 3108-nucleotide messenger RNA. It is a transcript of the gene ME1, whose product is annotated as malic enzyme 1. The transcript is spliced from 14 exons. Lineage: Eukaryota; Metazoa; Chordata; Lepidosauria; Squamata; Eublepharidae. Gene Ontology annotation, molecular function: malate dehydrogenase (decarboxylating) (NAD+) activity; malate dehydrogenase (decarboxylating) (NADP+) activity; NAD binding. The record is from RefSeq and is a predicted model, not a curated record. Gene Ontology annotation, biological process: malate metabolic process; pyruvate metabolic process. The coding region runs from base 131 to 1873 and encodes 580 amino acids. Gene Ontology annotation, cellular component: mitochondrion.
CCUCCCAAGAGGCAGCCUCGGCAGGAGCAACAACAAGCGCUAAACAAGAGGCGUCACCGGCUCUCCGUGACUCACGGCGCUAGUUCUCAGCCCACCCACCGGCUUUGCCCCUUCGUUGCUGACCCUAUUGAUGGAAGCCGCUGUCAAAACCCCCCAGCUUGGGGAGGACACCCAGCCCCGCGUAUGGACUUCCAGGAGGGGCUACGACCUGCUCCGCCACCCGCAGUUCAACAAGGGCCUAGCUUUCACAUUGGAAGAAAGACAACAGUUGAAUAUUCAUGGAUUACUACCUCCUUGUUUUCUCAGUCAAGAUGUUCAGGUGUUGCGGGUUCUUAGAAACUUUGAAAGACAAGCAUCUGACUUGGACAGAUACAUUCUGUUAAUGGGUCUUCAGGAUCGAAAUGAAAAACUUUUCUAUAAAGUGCUGACUUCUGACAUUGAAACAUUUAUGCCUAUUGUUUACACUCCCACUGUGGGCCUGGCAUGCCAACAAUAUGGUAUAGCAUUUCGGAGGCCAAGGGGACUUUUCAUUACUCCCCAUGAUCGAGGACAUGUUGCAACGUUGCUUAAAUCCUGGCCUGCCCCUGUCAUCAAGGCUAUUGUGGUGACUGAUGGAGAACGUAUUCUUGGCCUUGGGGACCUUGGUUGUUAUGGAAUGGGCAUCCCAGUGGGUAAACUAGCACUUUACACAGCAUGCGGAGGAAUGAAGCCCCAGGAGUGUCUGCCAGUUAUGCUUGAUGUGGGAACUGACAAUGAGGUUUUGCUAAAAGAUCCUUUGUAUAUUGGAUUGAGACAUAAACGAAUCAGAGGCCAAACUUACGAUGACCUUCUAGAUGAAUUUAUGCAAGCUGUGACUAACCGGUAUGGCAGAAACUGCCUCAUUCAGUUUGAGGAUUUUGCUAAUACAAAUGCAUUCCGUCUCUUGGAUAAGUACCGCAACAAAUACUGCACUUUCAAUGAUGACAUUCAGGGAACUGCUUCUGUGGCUGUUGCAGGUCUCCUUGCAGCUCUCCGCAUCACUGGCAGCAAACUUUCAGAUCACAAAAUACUGUUCCAGGGAGCAGGAGAGGCAGCUCUGGGGAUAGCCAAUCUUGCUGUUAUGGCCAUGGAAAAGGAAGGGACAUCAAAAGAAGAAGCCAUCAAAAAGAUAUGGAUGGUAGAUUCCAAAGGAUUAAUAGUAAAGGGUCGUGCUUCACUAACUUCUGAGAAGGAACGAUUUGCCCAGCAACAUGAUGAGAUGAAAAAUCUAGAAGAUAUUGUCAGAAAUCUAAAGCCAACUGCACUUAUAGGAGUUGCUGCCAUUGGUGGAGCAUUUACAAAAAAGAUUCUCAAGGACAUGGCUUCCUUCAAUGAGCGGCCAAUUAUCUUUGCUCUUAGUAACCCAACUGACAAAGCAGAAUGUUCUGCUGAGGACUGCUAUAAUCUAACUGAGGGCCGCGCCAUUUUUGCAAGUGGAAGCCCUUUUAAUCCUGUCACUCUUCCAGAUGGGCGCAAGUUUUUUCCUGGACAGGGUAACAAUGUCUAUGUGUUCCCAGGAGUUGCACUUGGAGUUAUUUCAUGUGGAUUGAGGCAUAUAAGCGAAGACAUUUUCCUCACUACUGCAGAGGUUAUAGCUCAGCAGGUUUCCGAGGAGCAUUUAGAUGAAGGCCGUUUGUAUCCACCUUUAGCUUUGAUUCAAGAUGUAUCUCUGAAAAUUGCUGUAAAAAUUGCAGAGGAAGCCUACAGCAACAACACAGCCACUUUCUAUCCUGAGCCAGAAGACAAGGAAGCAUUCAUCCGCUCCCAGGUUUACAGCACCGACUAUGAAAGCUUUUUGACAGACUCCUACUCCUGGCCCAAAGAAGCGAUGAAAAUACAGAACAGAAUCUUUUAACAGAAAAUUGCACUGCAACACUCACGUAUUUGCUAAUUGUAUUUGUUAACAAUAGCCCAUUUUUUUUUCAAAACUCAGGAUGGUUUUUUUUCUUUUUAAAAGGCACAGGAUGAUUAAUGUCGUGGUUCUUUCCCUACAAGCUAAUUCUAUAAGCUAUAAUAAUAUAUAUAUAUGUAAAAGUUAAUAUAGGGACAAGUUUGGGGGUAUAUCUUUUUAACAAUCAUGUAGAAAUACACUUUUCAUGUACUUAGAUAUCGGUAUGACAUUUUGGUUCUGUAUUACAUGUUUACCAUUUUCAGAUGAAGCAAUAUUACAUCUGAGUGAUAAAGCAAUACAGCAUCACGAUAAUUCAAAAUGUGACUUAACUAUUCCUUUGAAUAUUUUAACAAGGUAAAGUAUGUAGAAACAGCAUGGUAAAAAGUUAAAUAAAUACAGAUCAGAAAUCCUUUGAUGUCAGGAAAAACGCUCCCAGUCAAGAAAAUGUAGUUUGGGUUUUCUAUGGAGUGUUAACUGAGAAAAUCACUCCAUUUAGUAGUACAAAUGUUCAUCCCAGGCAAGUAAUGAAUAAGAAAGCAAGUAGGGCUGGGAAGGGUUGUAGAAGCUCCCUAAUAAUCAAUAAUAUUCCAAUUUAAGACAACUAGCAGUUUUCCACAAAGCAAUUAAUAUUUUCUGAAUAAAACAGAAAAUACUCUAUUUUUCCAUUAGAAAAAAAUGUAUUUUACUAGAAUAAAGUAUUUCCCUUGACAACACUACUUCACCAUGUUGUUUUUCUCUCUUCUAAAAAAUUAGCAUUCAGUAAAAUAAGCAAAGACCUGCUAGAUCAGACCUAAGGUCCAUCAGGUCCACAAUCCCAUUUCCAAUUGUGGCCCAUAUUAUUUGUCUCCCAGAAACUGGUAUUCAGAGAGACAACUGCCUCUCAACUUGGAUACUGCAUUUAGCAAUCAUAGCUAAUAGUUGUUGACAGACCUGUCCUUCUGAGUCAGUGACUAUUACCUCGUCUUGCAGCAGCAAGCAACAUAAUUACCAGUGUGAUCCUAAGAAGAGUUACUCCAAUCUUUCAACCUUUCCAACCCCAAGUUUUGCUUCAAACUCAGUUAUAAACUUCCAUGCACCAACUAUACCCGCAGUCAAGCUUUUUUCUGCAUGCUCAAGCUUUCUGUCACAUUGCUAUAUUUGUUACUGAGAUAGAUUCAUGAAUGGGUUUAAUUACUAUUAAAUAAAGGAACAUUAAGAUG